AUGCCGCUAGUGCUUUUUACAGGAUACCCAUGCAGUGGUAAAACAACGCUCGCCAAACAUCUAGUGCAGCUACUACAAUCUAAAAUCGAUGCAACCCCAUCACUAAGUAAAUAUUCCAUAGUUUAUCAUUCCGAUGAGACGCUGGGAAUCAAGCAUUCAGACUACAUAACUUCACAAGACGAAAGAAAACUGAGAUCGGAAAUCAUCUCCGCGGUGAAAAGAGACUUGUCCAGGAACAAAAUAGUCAUAGUAGAUUCCUUGAACUAUAUUAAGGGUUUCCGGUAUCAACUUCACUGUGAAGUGAAAAACUUGUCCACCACGUUCUGCGUAAUUCAAACUCUUUGUCCACCAGAAACGAUAUUUGAAUGGAACAAUACCUCGAACGUAAAUCCCUGGGAACCAGAAUUAUUGAACCAGUUGAUCCAAAGAUACGAAGAACCUAAUUCAAACAAUCGUUGGGAUUCUCCGCUUUUCGCUAUUCUCACUCCACAGGACAAUAUAACCGAGUGUAUUGAUGAUCUCUACAAAGUAGUCUUCCAAACUUCCAAAUCGGCCAAAAACAGCGGACACAAUGACCCAUUGAAUAAAGGCCUACAGAAACCAAACUCCGCAACCGUGUUAAAACCUGCAUCUCAAUCCAAUUUCAUUCAAGUCCUCGAUGUGGAAACCACCAAGAUAAUAAAAGUGAUAAUGAACCACAUUAAAAGUCUGACCUCGAUUGGCGGGGUGAGCAACGGUACAAGAGUCAUUGUUUCUGAAGGUGUCACGGACAUCAAUGACGACGGAUGCUUUUUCGUGGAUCUACCCAUCGGUAAUGUCGUCACUUUGGCGCAAUUGCAGAGAUUAAAAAGACAAUUCAUCAACUUUAAUAGACUAAGAGAUAUAGAUCAAGAUAGAAUAGGCGCCCUUUUCGCGGACUAUCUCAAUAAGAACUUAAAUUGA
This is a messenger RNA of Saccharomyces eubayanus, 942 nucleotides long. RefSeq names its product Kti12p (gene KTI12). NCBI's taxonomy places the organism in Eukaryota, Fungi, Ascomycota, Saccharomycetes, Saccharomycetales, Saccharomycetaceae. The record is from RefSeq and is a predicted model, not a curated record. Bases 1 to 942 code for a protein of 313 amino acids. The transcript has a single exon.